UCGCCGCUUUGAUUUCUUCUAGCAUUAUAUAGCUUUGGAAAAGACAAUAAAUCGUUUACCAGUUUCAGCAAAUGGAUUCCGAGUUUCUUGACAAUUCUGAAAUGGCGGAUGAUUUCACGCACUCUCGUGAUGAUAAUGUUUCUGAAAAGCCGCAGUUUUAUGUGGGGUUGGAGAAACGUUUUGCGGAUUUGAAGGGGCUUUUGUUCCACAACCAGGUGUCGGUCAUCGGUGUACAUUGUAUGGGAGGUGGUGGAAAGACUGCUCUCGCUUUGUCUCUCUGCAAUGAUCUCCAAGUUAAAGAUUAUUUUCACAACAAUGUGAUCUUUGCAAGAGUUUCACAAUCUCCAGACCUAAAUGGGAUAUUAGAGACUAUUUGGGAGAAGAUAACUAGAAGCAAAAGAACAGAGUUUAAGGAUGUGGAAGAUGCGCAUACAGAGCUACAACAAUUCAUUUUACAUCAAUCCAAGCCAAUUCUAAUUAUUUUGGAUGAUGUUUGGUCUAAGGAAAUUUUGGAAAAGUUAUUAUUUGAAGAUUCAGGAUGCAAGACUCUCAUAACUACCAAAGACAAGUCCACCAUACCCACAAACCCCUCUACACAACUCUAUCACCUACCAUUGUUGGGCCCAAAGGAUGCUCUCUCACUUUUCUCCUUCUGGGCUACUGGACAGACAUCAAUUUCAAGUGAUACAGAUGCAAAUAUAAUGCAGGAGGUGGAAUCAAAAUGUGGUGGUCUGCCACUUGCUCUAAAGCUGUUUGGCAGUUCUUUGCAAGGGGAAUCUCAAGAUGCCUAGAAGAACAAGCUUUCUAAUGGAGAAUACAUGUCGGAUUAUCACAAAGAGGGUUAUUCAGAUCAUUGCAAACCAGUAUUGACUCCUUAGAUGAUGUAACCAAGGAGUGCCUUUUAGACUUAGCAAUAUUUCCAAAGGACAGAAAAAUAUGUGUCGAUGCACUAUUGGACAUUUGGGUUUAUGUUCGAAAGCUACAGAAGCAUGAUGCUUUUGCUAUCUUAUCAGAACUUGCAAACAAAAAACUGUUAAAUUUUACCAGCAAAUCAAGGGGAAGCACAACAAUCUCAUAUAAAAAUGCCUCGGAGUUGAACAUUUCUCAACAUAAUGUAAUGAGAGAUUUGGUAUCGUAUUUGGCACACAAAGACAACGCAGUCCACAGCAAGAGGUUGGUCAUAACAAGGACGGAGAGUGGUUUGCUAAGUGAA
Messenger RNA from Cryptomeria japonica (Japanese cedar), 1213 nucleotides. RefSeq names its product probable disease resistance protein At4g33300. The record is from RefSeq and is a predicted model, not a curated record. NCBI's taxonomy places the organism in Eukaryota, Viridiplantae, Streptophyta, Pinopsida, Cupressales, Cupressaceae. Gene Ontology annotation, biological process: defense response to fungus. Gene Ontology annotation, molecular function: ADP binding. The coding region runs from base 72 to 791 and encodes 239 amino acids. The transcript has 4 exons.